Molecule: messenger RNA, 1077 nt
Organism: Beta vulgaris subsp. vulgaris (sugar beet)
Lineage: Eukaryota; Viridiplantae; Streptophyta; Magnoliopsida; Caryophyllales; Amaranthaceae
Exons: 1
Coding region: 1-1077 (358 amino acids)
Molecular function (GO): nucleic acid binding; zinc ion binding
Source: RefSeq, a predicted model, not a curated record
AUGCAUUCAAGCAGCAUCCAAGAUAAGGUUCCUCCAGAUGAUUCUCAUGAUAUAUCUGAUAUUCAAGAUAUGGAAGGAGUUAAAUCUCAAGUGGUUGGUUCAGGGAUUAGUUCUGACAAAAUAUCGUUCAAAGAAGUAGUUUCUAGCUCAUCCCAAUGGUUCCCCGAAGCUAAAGCUGUUUACCUCAGCUCCAUGGAAUGGGAUGAGCCGGAAUUAGAAGCUCCAACUGGUGUUAAUGUUGUCCAAUUUUCGAAAGAAAAGUUAUCCCAGCUUCGUAAGCCAUGGGGUUUAACUUUGAUGGGGAAAUGUCUGGGCAUUUUAGUAAGGCCCUCCUUUAUCACUCAAAGAGUGAGGUUGAUGUGGAAACCUCGUGGUACUCUCGAAGUCAUUGAUUUAGGCAAGGAUACAUAUCUUUUUAGGUUCAGUCUUCAAGAUGAUUAUGAGAGAGCCUUAUUUGGUGGUCCAUGGUAUGUGUUAGAUCACUACUUAAUGGUUACUCAAUGGCAACCAAAUUUCAUACCAACUCAUAAUCCUUUUAGUUCUAUGGCAGUUUGGAUUCACCUUCCAGAGUUACCUGUUGAGUAUUACGACAAAGAAGCUCUAUUCACCAUAGCAAGUAAAUUGGGUAAGCCAAUUCGUGUUGACUAUGCUACCAAUCAUCUCACAAGAGCCAGAUAUGCUCGUAUUUGUAUCGAAAUUAAUCUUUCAAAGCCCAUUACCUCUAAAAUUUGGAUUGGAAAUCAAUGGCAAGUGAUCCUAUAUGAAAACCUUCAUUCUCUAUGUUUUGUUUGCGGUAGGAUUGGUCAUCAGAAAAACCAGUGCACUGAAUCCAAAGGGAAAACUGUCAUGGUUCAGCUUGAGUCAGAAAGUGGGGAAGGGACAGAUGGCUCUCAGUUGUAUCCUUCUCAGAAUAUUGAUACAGGUGUCUCAAAUGCAAAAGAUGAUGGGGGGACAUUUGUCUCAAAUAAUCAGGGGUUGCAAAGUCCAACUAGGAAUUCUCCUAGCCCACUGAAAGUUUCUACUAAGAAAAGUUUAGGGGAGGAAUUUGGGCCAUGGACCAUGGUCUCACACCCGUAA